AAAUAAAAGCUAUUCAUAUUCAACUCUUGAACUCGAUAUCUCUAACUAAAAUUGAGGAUAUAAUUCUUUCAUAUACAAUCCAUUUUGAAGAUAGAUUUUUCAAAGUCUAAUCAAAUUUUAGAUCAACGAAUUAUUUGAAGUUAAAUUUUUUAAUUAUGAUGAAACGCUAGCUUAGAUUAUAACCUUUGAGGACUAUUUUGAACCUAUUUCAUUUUUGUCAUUUUCUCAGCAUUAGACAUCCAAUUCCAAUUUUGAAUCAUACAAAAAGGGCAGAUUUUUUCUUGAAGAAUAAUAAUAGUAUUGAGUAGUUGGACGGCAGUUCUGUCUUUAGCAUCAAAUUCACUAACCAAAACUCCAAAACAAUGUGUACCAACUACUAUUUGUUAGACCAAAAUUGAUUCUUUUGUGUUCUUUUACACACAAAAAAUCAAACCAAAUGGACUGUUUUGUCUCUUGUGUCAUCACUCAUCUGUUUUCUUAGCUACUAUUAAGACUCUUGUCCUUCUCAUUCUCUUCACAUUACUUUUAAUACCCAUCUCCUAUUUCUUUGUAAAGUUUCAGUCUUUUGGGCUAUGGAUGUCUCAAACUCUUCUCUUGAUCACAGAUCAGAAUCAGCUAUAGCGACGGAGGCUAAGAAUGGUGAAGAUUUCUCAGUUCAUGUGUUCUCGUCCUCCGCCGAGUUACUUGAAAUGUUGCACGAGAAGUGGAAUUCAGUUAAGCAGCAACCUUAUCCGGCAAUGUAUUCUAGUGUAUAUGAUGGAAUCAUUCUUGAUCCAGCAAUGAUGGUUAUUCCAAUAGAUGAUCACAUGGUUCAUCGAGGACAUGGUGUCUUUGACACGGGUAUUAUUUUUGACGGCUAUCUGUACGAAAUGGAUGUCCACCUUAACCGCUUUCUUAGAUCAGCAUCCAAAGCCAGGAUCGCGUCUCCAUUUACAUUUUCAGAACUUAAAAGCAUUCUUAUUCAACUUUCUGCAGCAUCAAAGUGCAGGAAAGGCACUCUUAGAUAUUGGUUGAGUGCAGGGCCGGGGGACUUCUUACUCUCCCCAGCUAAAUGCCCGACAUCUGCAUUCUAUGCUGUGGUGAUUGAUGCCGAUUUCCAACAAUGCAAAAAAGGGGUAAAAGUGAUAACUUCUACGAUCCCCAUGAAAUCACCUCUGUUUGCUACUAUGAAAAAUGUGAACUACCUCCCCAAUGUCCUCUCCAUAAUGGAGGCCGAGGAUAAGGGAGCAGUUUCAUCUAUCUGGGUUGACGAAGAAGGUUAUAUCGCUGAGGGUCCAAAUGUGAAUGUUGCUUUUGUAAAUUCUGAUAAAGAGCUUAUCUUGCCUAACUUUGAUAAGAUCCUAAGUGGAUGCACUGCUUUGAGGCUUCUUCAACUUGCACCCAAGUUGGUCGAGCAGGGACGUUUGAAAUGUGUCAAAACUACUGCCAUCACAUUCGAAGAUGCCAAAGGAGCUUCCGAAAUGAUGUAUGUUGGAAGCACACUUCCUUUAUUACCAAUUAUCAUGUGGGAUGAUAAACCUAUUGGAAAUGGGGAAGUGGGAGAAUUGACGAUGGCACUCUCGGACUUACUUUGGGAAGAUAUGGCAGCUGGCCCUGAAUCACAGAGAAUUCGAGUUCCAUAUGCUUAAGAAAUCAAUCUCAAUUCAGAGAACAUACUGAUAGAGGGCCUGGAUGUUUUUAUAAGUUUGAUGUCAGUAUCAUUCUGUUUUCUAAGUUUUGUGUGGAACUACUCUACCAUUGCACAUUGCUUUUCAAGUAUUGAAUACCUUGCAAUGUAUUGGUACAUGAACUUUUCGAUUUUUAUGUUUGGAACAGAUUGAAAAAAAAUUACUCCUCGA
Molecule: messenger RNA, 1838 nt
Organism: Capsicum annuum
Lineage: Eukaryota; Viridiplantae; Streptophyta; Magnoliopsida; Solanales; Solanaceae
Product: D-amino-acid transaminase, chloroplastic
Exons: 5
Coding region: 573-1628 (351 amino acids)
Biological process (GO): carboxylic acid metabolic process
Molecular function (GO): catalytic activity
Source: RefSeq, a predicted model, not a curated record